Molecule: messenger RNA, 9092 nt
Organism: Sardina pilchardus (European sardine)
Lineage: Eukaryota; Metazoa; Chordata; Actinopteri; Clupeiformes; Clupeidae
Gene: nf1a
Product: neurofibromin 1a
Exons: 56
Coding region: 149-8470 (2773 amino acids)
Biological process (GO): regulation of GTPase activity
Source: RefSeq, a predicted model, not a curated record
UCAUGGCGGCAUGGCAGAAUAUGCUUGAAGUGAAAAAAUAACCAACCCCCACUGCCGUCCUUCGCUAGCUGCUAUUGGAUUUUUAGGUUGAACAUUAUCAAGAACAGACACAAUUUACUUGGGAUCAGCACGACCGAUUCGCCCUGCCAUGGCGGCACACAAGCCCGUGGAAUGGGUCCAGGCCAUUAUAAAUAAAUUUGAUGAGCAGCUUCCGAUCAAAACAGGACAACAGAGCACCCAUUCCAAAGUCAACACAGAGCACAACAAGGAAUGCCUUAUCAACAUCUCCAAGUACAAGUUCACCCUUGUCAUCAGUGGCCUAACUAACAUAUUAAAAAAUGUGAACAAUAUGCGGAUCUUUGGAGAAACGGCGGAGAAGAACCUUUACCUCUCCCAGCUCAUCAUCCUGGACACGCUGGAGAAGUGCCUGGCAGGGCAACCCAAGGACUGCCUGCGUCUGGAUGAGGCCAUGCUGGUGAAACAGCUGCUGCCCGAGAUCUGCCACUUCAUCCACACGUACCGCGAGGGCCACCAGUACGCCGCCGACCUGCGCGCCUCCGCCUCCGGAGUCCUCUUCUCCCUCAGCUGCAACAACUUCAACGCCGUCUUCAGCCGCAUCUCAACCAGAAUGCAGGAACUUACUGUAUGCUCAGAAGACACUGUGGAUGUCCAUGACAUCGAACUCAUUCAGUACAUCAAUGUGGACUGUGCCAAGUUAAAAAGACUGCUACAAGAGACUGUAUUCAAAUUCAAGACUUUGACGAAGAAACCGGCCCAGCUUUCUGUUAUCAACAGUUUAGAGAAGGCGUUCUGGAACUGGGUGGAUUAUUACCCAGAUGAGUUCACCAUGCUGUACCAGCGGCCACAGACAGACAUGGCAGACUGUGCAGAGAAGCUGUUUGACCUGGUGGACAGUUUUGCGGAGAGUGCCAAGCGUAAGGCCGCUGUGUGGCCGCUGCAGAUCAUCCUGCUCAUCCUCUGUCCAGAGAUCAUCCAGAGCAUCACCAAAGAGGCCGUGGACGACAGCAAGGCCAACAAGAAGCUGUUCCUGGAUAACUUGCGUAAGGCCUUGACUGGCCAUGGUACCAGUAAACAGCUGACCGAGAGUGCAGCCAUUGCCUGCGUGAAGCUCUGCAAGGCUUCCACCUACAUCAACUGGGAGGACAAUUCUGUCAUCUUCCUCCUGGUUCAGUCCAUAGUCAUGGACCUCAAGGCCUUACUCUUUAACCCAGCCAAGCCCUUCUCGCGGGGGACAGGCAGUCAGAGUGCAGAUGUGGACCUCAUGAUUGACUGCUUUGUCUCCUGCUUCCGCAUCAACCCCCAUAACAACCAGCACUUCAAGGUCUGCCUAGCCUCCUCCUCCCCUCAGACCUUCCACUUUGUCCUGGUCAACUCUCUGCACAGAAUCAUCACCAAUUCUCAUCUGGACUGGUGGCCUAAGAUUGACGCCGUGUACUUCUACUCGGGGGAGCUGCGCGCCAUGUUUGCAGAGACGCUGGCCCGAGUAAUGCAGGGGGCCAGUGCACAUGCUCCCUUACGCAUGACAACGAGCCAAACUUUCAAAGAGAAGAUGACUACAAGCCUUAAGUUCAAAGACAAGUCCACAGACCUGGACUCCCGCUGUCUGCUGCUGGCCCUGGUCAAGCUUAUCCACGCUGACCCCAAACUCAUGCUGCACAACCCAGGGAAGCACGGCCAGGAGAUCCAGAGCAGCACGGCGGAGCUCAUCAUUGGGCUGGUGCAGCUGGUGCCCUACACCAACUCCGCCGAGAUCUCCCCAGAGGCCAUGGAGGCGUUGUUAGUGUUGCACCAGCCUGAAACCAUUGACUUGUGGAACCCCGACGCCCCCAUUGAGGCAUUCUGGGACAUCAGCUCCCAGAUUCUCUGCUUCAUCUGUAAGAAGCUUAUCGGUCAUCAAAUGAUCAACAGCACAGAGAUCCUGAAAUGGCUACGGGAGAUUCUCAUCUGCAGGAACAAGUUUCUCCUGAGGAACAAGGAGAGUGCCACGGUAGGCAGCGGUAACUCCUCGUGUAAGGAGGCGCAGACCAAGCUGGAGGUGUGCCUCUACACGUUCCUCUGGAGCCAGGACAUGGAGGCGGUGCUGGUGGCCAUGUCCUGCUUCCGCCACCUGUGCGAGGAGGCCGACAUCCGCUGUGGGGUGGACGAGGUGCCGGUGCAGACCAUCCUGCCCAACUACCACACCUUCAUGGAGUUCGCCUCGGUCAGCAACAUGAUGGCCACAGGCCGUUCUGCCCUGCAGAAAAGAGUAAUGGCUCUGCUCCGCAGAAUAGAACAUCCUACCGCUGGCAAUACUGAGGCCUGGGAAGAUACUUAUGCAAAAUGGGAUCAAGCAACAAAGCAUAUUCUCAAUCAUCCAAAAAACAAGGUGGAAGAUGGACAGGAGUGGAUCAACAUGACUGGAUUCCUGUGUGCCUUGGGUGGGGUGUGCCUCCAGCGGCGCAACACGCCCGCCCCGGGCACCUACAGCCCCCCCAUGGGCCCGCUGAGCGAGCGCAAGGGCUCCAUGAUCUCCAUGGGCUCGUGCGAGGUGAGCAGCGAGUCGUCGCUGGGCCGCUUCCUGGACCGGCUGCUGUCGCUGAUGGUGUGCAACCACGAGCGCGUGGGCCUGCAGAUCCGCAACAACAUCAAGGACCUGGUGGGGCUGGAGCUGAGCCCGGCGCUCUACCCCAUGCUCUUCAACAAGCUCAAGAACAGCAUCGGCAGGUUCUUCGAGAUGCAGGGGCCGGUGGGUACCAGGAGCGUGAUGGCUGCCUUUGAAUUGAAGACAUUGGAAAUCCACAAAGAUCAGUCAUUUUGUUUGAAAUCCGAUUUCAAUUCAAUACAUUGUGUCCCUAUUAAUGACACCAACACUCAGUUUGUGGAGCAGACUAUCGCCAUCUUGAAGAACCUGCUGGACAGCCACACAGAGGGCAGCUCGGAGCACUUGGGCCUCGCCAGCAUAGAGACCAUGAUGCUCAACUUGGUCAGGUAUGUGCGGGUACUGGGGAAUGUGGUGCAUGCCAUCCAGAUCAAGACCAAGCUGUGCCAGCUGGUGGAGGUGAUGAUGGAGAGGAGGGACGACCUGUCCUUCUGCCAGGAGAUGAAGUUCAGGAACAAGAUGGUGGAGUACCUGACGGACUGGGUGAUGGGGACGUCCAAUCAAGCCGCAGACGAUGACAUCAAGUGUUUGACACGGGACCUGGACCAGGCCAGCAUGGAGGCGGUGGUGUCGCUGCUGGCAGGGCUACCGCUGCAGCCAGAGGAGGGCGACGGAGUGGAGCUGAUGGAGGCCAAGUCCCAGCUCUUUCUCAAAUACUUCACUCUCUUCAUGAACCUGUUGAACGACUGCAGUGAGGUGGAGGACGAGGGCCAGCAGGUGGCGGGGAGGAAGCGUGGCAUGUCUCGCCGCCUGGCAUCGCUGCGGCACUGCACCGUCCUGGCCAUGUCCAAUCUGCUCAAUGCAAAUGUGGACAGUGGUCUUAUGCACUCCAUCGGCCUGGGCUACCAUAAGGACUUACAGACACGUGCCACCUUCAUGGAGGUCCUGACCAAGAUCCUGCAGCAGGGCACGGAGUUUGACACUCUGGCGGAGACCGUUCUGGCUGACCGCUUUGAGCGGCUAGUGGAGCUCGUCACCAUGAUGGGGGACCAAGGGGAGCUGCCCAUCGCCAUGGCACUGGCCAAUGUGGUACCCUGCUCUCAGUGGGAUGAGUUGGCUCGGGUGCUGGUGACAUUAUUCGACUCGAGGCAUCUGCUGUACCAGCUGCUGUGGAACAUGUUCUCUAAAGAAGUGGAGCUGGCCGACUCCAUGCAGACACUCUUCAGGGGCAACAGCCUGGCCAGUAAAAUCAUGACCUUCUGUUUUAAGGUGUAUGGGGCAGCAUAUCUACAGAAACUUCUGGAGCCUCUUCUCAGAGGGGUGAUCACUACACCAGAGUGGCAGCAGAUUAGCUUUGAAGUGGACCCCACCAGACUAGAACCAAUGGAGAACCUAGAGGAGAACCAGAAGAACCUGCUGCAGAUCACAGACCGCUUCUUCCUAGCCAUCAUCAACUCCUCCAGCGAGUUUCCUCCCCAGCUGCGCAGUGUCUGCCACUGCCUCUAUCAGGUGGUGAGCCAGCGUUUCCCUCAGAACAGCAUUGGUGCGGUGGGUAGUGCCAUGUUCCUGCGCUUCAUCAACCCUGCCAUCGUGUCCCCGUACGAGGCCGGCAUCCUGGACAAGAAACCUCCCCCCAGGAUAGAACGGGGGCUCAAGCUUAUGUCGAAGAUAUUACAGAGCAUCGCCAACCAUGUCCUAUUCACUAAAGAGGAGCACAUGAGGCCUUUUAAUGACUUUGUGAAGAGCAACUUUGAUGCAGCUAGACGGUUCUUCCUGGACAUUGCCUCAGACUCACCCCCUAGUGACUCAAUCAAUCACAGCCUGUCUUUCAUUAGUGAUGGGAAUGUCCUUGCCUUGCACCGCCUCCUCUGGAACAAUCAGGAGCGAAUUGGCCAAUACCUUUCAAGCAGCAGAGAUCACAAAGCAGUUGGUCGGAGGCCCUUUGACAAAAUGGCGACACUCCUGGCCUACCUAGGCCCUCCAGAACACAAGCCUGUGGCUGAUACUCACUGGUCCAGCCUUAACCUCACUAGCUCCAAGUUUGAGGAGUUUAUGACCAGGCAUCAAGUUCAUGAAAAGGAGGAGUUCAAAGCCUUAAAGACCCUCAACAUUUUUUACCAAGCUGGGACCUCAAAGAGUGGGAACCCUGUGUUCUACUACGUGGCACGGAGGUUCAAAACGGGCCAGAUCAAUGGUGACCUCCUCAUCUACCACGUGCUGCUGACCCUCAAGCCCUACUACGCCAAGCCCUACGAGAUCGUCGUGGACCUGACCCACGUAGGCCCGAGCAACCGCUUCAAGACGGACUUCCUCUCCAAGUGGUUCGUGGUCUUCCCGAACUUUGCCUACGAGAACGUGGCGGCCGUGUUUGUGUACAACUGCAACACGUGGGUGCGCGAGUACACCAAGUACCAUGAGCGGCUGCUCACGGGCCUGAAGGGCAGCAAGAAGGUGGUGUUCAUCGACACGCCCGCGCGGCUGGCCGAGCACAUCGAGCCGGACCAACAGAAGCUGCCCGCCGCCACGCUCACCCUGGAGGAGGACCUCAAGGUGUUCCACAACGCACUCAAGCUGGCUCACAAGGACACCAAAGUGUCCAUCAAGGUGGGCUCCACGGCUGUCCAGGUGACCUCUGCGGAGCGGACCCGCGUCCUCGGUCAGUCGGUGUUCCUCAACGACAUCUACUACGCCUCGGAGGUGGAGGAGAUCUGCCUGGUGGACGAGAGCCAGUUCACGCUGACCAUCGCCAACCAGGGCACGCCGCUCACCUUCAUGCACCAGGAGUGCGAGGCCAUCGUGCAGUGCAUCAUCCACAUCCGCACGCGCUGGGAGCUCUCGCAGCCCGACUCCAUCCCGCAGCACACCAAGAUCCGGCCCAAGGACGUGCCGGGCACGCUGCUCAACAUCGCCCUGCUCAACCUGGGCAGCUCCGACCCCAGCCUCAGGUCGGCAGCCUACAACCUCCUGUGUGCCUUAACCUGCACCUUUAACCUGAAGAUCGAGGGCCAGCUGCUGGAGACGUCUGGCCUCUGCAUCCCGGCCAACAACACGCUCUUCAUCGUGUCCAUCAGCAAGACCCUGGCGGCCAACGAGCCCCACCUCACCCUGGAGUUCCUGGAGGAGUGCAUCUCUGGCUUCAGCAAGUCCAGUAUUGAGCUGAAGCAUCUGUGUCUGGAGUACAUGACCCCCUGGCUGCUGAAUCUGGUGCGCUUCUGCAAGCAUAACGACGAUGCCAAGCGCCAGCGGGUCACCGCCAUCCUGGACAAACUCAUCACCAUGACCAUCAACGAGAAGCAGAUGUACCCCUCCAUCCAGGCCAAGAUCUGGGGCAGUCUGGGACAGAUAACAGACCUGCUGGACGUGGUGCUGGACAGCUUCAUAAAGACCAGCGCCACCGGAGGCCUGGGCUCCAUCAAGGCCGAGGUGAUGGCCGACACCGCCGUGGCCCUGGCGUCUGGGAACGUGAAGCUGGUGUCCAGCAAGGUGAUCGGCCGCAUGUGUAAGAUCAUCGACAAGACGUGCCUGUCGCCGACGCCCACGCUGGAGCAGCACCUGAUGUGGGACGACAUCGCCAUCCUGGCGCGCUACAUGCUCAUGCUGUCCUUCAACAACUCUCUGGACGUGGCGGCGCACCUGCCCUACCUGUUCCACGUGGUCACGCUGCUGGUGGCCACCGGGCCGCUCUCGCUGCGCGCCUCCACCCACGGCCUGGUCAUCAACAUCAUCCACUCGCUCUGCACCUGCGCCCAGCUCUGCUUCAGCGAGGAGACGAAGCAGGUUCUUCGUCUUAGUCUGACAGAGUUCUCGCUGCCCAAGUUCUACCUGCUAUUCGGCAUCAGCAAGGUGAAAUCGGCGGCGGUCAUCGCUUUCCGCUCCAGUUACCGCGACCGGUCGUUCUCGCCGGGGUCGUACGAGCGCGAGACGUUCGCCCUGUCCUCGCUGGAGACGGUCACCGAGGCCCUGCUGGAGAUCAUGGAGGCCUGCAUGAGGGACAUCCCGGGCUGCAAGUGGCUGGAUCAGUGGACGGAGCUGGCCCAGAAGUUUGCGUUUCAGUAUAACCCAUCUCUGCAGCCGCGGGCCCUGGUGGUUUUUGGCUGCAUCAGUAAGCGUGUGACUCACGGCCAGAUCAAGCAGAUCAUCCGCAUCCUCAGCAAGGCCAGCCCCCUGCUCAGUAUCGACCGAGGUCUGGAGUGUUGUUUAAAGGGCUCUGAUAAUUACAACAGUCAGGUUCUCAUUGAGGCCACAGUCAUCGCUCUGACCAAACUGCAGCCCCUGCUGCCUAAGGACUCCCCCAUGCACAGGGCUCUGUUCUGGGUUGCGGUGGCCGUGCUGCAGCUGGAUGAGGUGAACCUGUACUCAGCAGGUACCGCACUGCUGGAGCAGAACCUGCACACCCUCGACAGCCUCCGGGUCUUCAACGAUAAGAGUCCUGAGGAAGUCUUCAUGGAGAUCCGCAAGCCCCUGGAGUGGCACUGCAAACAGAUGGAUCACUUUGUGGGCCUCAACUUCACCUCCAACUUCAACUUUGCUCUCGUGGGACACCUGCUGAAAGGCUACAGACACCCCUCGUCCAGCACGGUGGCGCGGACCGUGCGCAUCCUCCACACACUCCUGGGGCUGGUGGCCAAGCACAUGGGCUGUGACCGCUUUGAAGUCAACACCCAGAGUGUGGCCUAUCUAGCAGCUCUCCUCACCGUCUCAGAGGAAGUGCGCAGCCGAUGCAGUCUCAAGCACAGGAAGUCGCUGCUUAUCGCCGAUGUCACCAUGGAGAACGUUUCCAUGGAUACGUUCUCUGUGUACCACAGCGACUCCGGCUGCAGGACACUAAGGGAGAACCAACCCUGGACGUCUCCCAAAGUGACCGAGCGCUACCUGGCGGCUUACUACCCCACCGUCGGCCAGAUCAGCCCUCGGACACGCAAGUCCAUGAGCCUGGACAUGGGGCAGCCCUCACAGGCCAACACCAAGAAGCUACUAGGCACCAGGAAGAGCUUUGAUCACUUGAUAUCGGACUCAAAAGCACCAAAGAGGCCGGACAUGGAGUCCGGCAUGACCACUCCUCCAAAGAUGAGGAGAGUGGCUGAGAACGACUAUGAGAUAGAGACCCAAAGAAUAGCCAACUCCCACCUGCGCAAGGUGUCUGUGUCCGAGUCCAACGUGCUGCUGGAUGAGGAGGUGCUCCAAGACCCCAAAAUCCAGGCUCUCCUCGUCACUGUGCUGGCAACCUUGGUGAAGUACACCACAGAUGAGUUCCACCAGAGGAUUCUGUACGAGUACCUCGCCGAGGCCAGUGUGGUCUUCCCCAAAGUGUUCCCAGUUGUACACACGCUCCUGGACUCCAAGAUCAACAACCUGCUGUCCAUGUGCCAGGACCCCAACCUGCUGAACCCAGUGCAUGGCAUCGUGCAGAGCGUGGUGUACCACGAGGAGUCUCCCCCGCAGUACCAGCCCCUAUACCUACAGAGCUUCGGCUUCAACGGGCUCUGGAGGUUCGCUGGUCCCUUCACAAAGCAAACUCAGAUCCCCGACUACGCCGAGCUGGUGGUGAAGUUCCUGGACGCUCUGAUCGACACCUACCUGCCGGGCAUCGAGGAGGAGGCCAGUGAGGAGUCGCUGCGCACGCCCACGUCCCCGUACCCGCCGCCCCAGCAGAGUCAGCUCAGCAUCACCGCCAACCUCAACCUCUCCAACUCCAUGACCUCACUGGCCACCUCCCAGCACUCGCCAGGUAUCGAUAAGGAGAACGUGGAGCUGUCGCCCACCACAGGCCACGCCAACAGUGGCCGCACACGGCACGGCUCGGCAAGCCAAGUGCAGAAGCAGCGCAGUGCGGGCAGCUUCAAGAGGCCAAGCAUAAAGAAGAUCGUCUGAUGGCCAGAGAGCAGCCCUGGAGAUGGGCAGAGAGGGGAGGACAGGAGCGGGACGCCCCGGGCAGCCCCGCAGCUCACCCCACUCUUCCACUCAUCCCCAAGUGCUUCCUCUUUCUCUCCCUCUCUCUGCUCCAGUUUUUUAAGCAUCUCUCUGUUUUAAACUCUUGUCCUUUUUUUUACUAAGCUCCGUUGAAGUUCAGACUCUCAACCAUUCGUUCUUGGAUAUUGUUGGUGCAUUCACACAGCAGUGGACGGCUGAAUAUGGAGAGUUGCUCACAGGAGAUGACACUCUGCUAAAGUGUAGAGGCCUGUUUGAACCAACAGUUUUGUUAAACAAAACAAAGCAAAGCAAAGCCACAGGGGCUUGUGGGGGCACCUCAAUCAGGGCAGAGCUGGUGGGCCUCAAAUUGCACAUUCGUGUCCUGGUUCAACAGAUUGUGGCCUUUUGUGUUUUUCCCAUGGAGAACCGUCAACCCUUAGUUUUGGAAACAAAGGAUCUCCGCUCAAGUUCCCCUCUUGUUGUGAAUAUUCUGAAUUUACCUUACGGUCGCAGAACGUGAGCCGAUCUCUCACAGGCUGCCUUAUUCAGGCAACCACUCAAAGCGUUGGAUACAAAAAAGAAA